Haliotis rubra (blacklip abalone) is the source of this 4589-nucleotide messenger RNA. Its product is annotated as putative GPI-anchored protein pfl2. The transcript is spliced from 7 exons. Lineage: Eukaryota; Metazoa; Mollusca; Gastropoda; Lepetellida; Haliotidae. The record is from RefSeq and is a predicted model, not a curated record. Bases 1259 to 3475 code for a protein of 738 amino acids.
CACAGCCCCUGCGAGGUUUCAGAGAGAGAGAGAGACAGACAGACAGACAGAGAGUGAGAGAGACAGAGACAGAGACAGAUAUAUAUAUCCCUGGUUUGACAUGUAUCUAGUCACUUCCAUAGUGCGCAUAGUGCCCACUGCUAUUCCUCCCAUCCCUGGUCCGGCAGAAGAGAAAUUUCUCUUUUUUGUUUCAAAUUGCAAAAUAUACGGGCACCCUGAAACUGGCGUUGCCUCUUAAUCUGUGCAAAUAUUAUUCUGGUCUUAGACACUCUCGUAGGCAUAUUUAAGCAUCGGCUGACCCAAGUUGCGUCAGUGAUUAGUACCCAAUAGGCACAUAUUAUUUGGUUCCUGAUGCUUUUUAUACAUGUAAUUUCAGGGUGAUAGAUGUUGCGUCUAGAUGCAAAGCAAAAAAAAUAUUUUUUAAUGUACACCUCAACGAUAGCUAUAUUCUAAUCAUCAUUUGCCUAAUUUUCCUGUACGACGUAUAUACCUCGUAGAGGAAGAGAUAAAAGAAGCCAUUGCUAUGUAGCUGGUCUCUGGUUUUACCUUGCCCAUCUUUGCAGAAUCCAUUGAGCAAGUGUGUAUCGGUGCCCCAAUUUUUUGCAGUUUGAAAACAAAUAUGAAAUUUGACGGUGGAACCAGUAUCGUUGAACAUUUGGGAUAGCUUGUGCUUUGAAGGUCUUCUCAUUACAGUGAAUGCACUACCAAACUGAUUCAAAUUUGUUCCUGUUGCCGGUGGAACAUUCCGCACACUACCAGGAAAGGACCGACGUGGGCUAGAUGAACUGGCUCUCUUUCAACAAUAUCGCCGCGAAUAGCUGCAAAAUUGCUGAUGCGGCGUAAAACAAUUUUCACUCACUGACUUACUUUCCACAGUAACUACGUUGUUUCUAAAAUAUUCCCCAAACACUGUGUGUACUUUCUUUUGUUCGUCAGUUUAGUUUGUGUUAAUAUGGUAGAAUCCAUUAAUGACGAUUGUAGCAGAUGUGCUUACUUUACCACAAAAGCUCUUUCUAUUCCAGUAUUCCAGAAAAUCUGAUUUUUCGUAUAUUCAGUAUUGAUAUUACUCAGUAUUGCAUACAUGUAAAUUACGGGUAGCGUGGUUAUCGAACUGGAGCUAACUAGACCCAGCCUAUCUCCCAUUCAACUUCCUCCUUCACAAUACACUUCCUUCACAUUAGAAACUGAUAAUCACAAUAAUAUCGCAGUCAACACUGAUUGAUCUGCACAAAGCUUUGUUGGUUUUGGAGGGGAGACAAUGGGUGCCUGGGCUUUGAACCUUUUCACAUACUUCAUAAUCUGGAGCUUCACUCGUAACACAGCAAUGUCAACAUCGACAGGUUCAACCACGUCCUUCACAACAUCUCCCGUGUCACCAUCUACAGAUGGUAACGAAUUGUCUGUGUGUCCCACGACGACUUCUGCACCAGUUGUAGGAAUGUGUCGGGGUGACAGCCGAGACGGACUCAGCCUCUACCUGGACACAAGCCUCUACUCAGAUCAGUUCACGGAGUGUUCUUGCGAUCUUGCUGUCAGUGCUGGACAUGCAUUUGUAGAAAUCUACCCAAGAGAUAUUGACAAGAUGAACUGCGGCACAAAAAUCCGUAUUACUGAUCUCAGAUAUAGUCUGGAAUGCCUGAGCACACAGAAUCACGCUACCACCAUUCUGAACAGUUCAUAUGCUUUGAGAGUGGACAUUAAAGGACAUGGAGUUGCUAGAUAUUGUCUGCAUAUCCAAACAAACGUUACUAUGCAGCUCAAUUGUUCGUCUGGUGUUGUUUCUGGAAACAACAUGGCAUCCUUAACUACAUCAACCGCUUCAGCACAGACGACACAAUUGGCAUCAUCCUCACCACCAACGUCUUUAACAUCAUCAGCAUCAACAUCGUUAUCGACAUCGACAUCGACAUCGACAUCAAUACCAACAUCGACAUCAAUAGAACGAUCACCAUCACCAUCACCAUCACCAUCACCAUCACCAUCAACAACAUCAUUAACAUUUUCUCUAAUGUAUUCAACACCAAGAGCUACAUCUUCAUCUUCAACGAAGUCACAUGCCCGAACAUCAGCAACAGCGACAGGCCAUGUAGUAACGUCCAGUACAGGGUCUAGUGUUUCAGUAAAAUCAUCAGCCGAAACAUCAUCACCGGAGACAGAAUCUGUUGUAAGUACCAGUCUAACGUCUAGUAUUUCGCCAACAUCAUCAGCCAAAACAACGCAGAAAGCGUCACUAACUACACCACUUCCAUUAACGAAUGCUCCAGAAACAACUGCAAGCUUGCUGGUGACGACACCUUCUCUAAUGUAUUCAACAUCAAGAGUUACAUCUUCAUCUUCAACGAAGGCACAUGCCCGAUUAUCAGCAACAGCGACAGGCCAUGUAGUAACGUCCAGUACAGGGUCUAGUGUUUCAGUAAAAUCAUCAGCCGAAACAUCAUCACCGGAGACAGAAUCUGUUGUAAGUACCAGUCUAACGUCUAGUAUUUCGCCAACAUCAUCAGCCAAAACAACGCAGAAAGCGUCACUAACUACACCACUUCCAUUAACGAAUGCUCCAGAAACAACUGCAAGCUUGCUGGUGACGACACCUUCUCUAAUGUAUUCAACAUCAAGAGUUACAUCUUCAUCUUCAACGAAGGCACAUGCCCGAUUAUCAGCAACAGCGACAGGCCAUGUAGUAACGUCCAGUACAGGGUCUAGUGUUUCAGUAAAAUCAUCAGCCGAAACAUCAUCACCGGAGACAGAAUCUGUUGUAAGUACCAGUCUAACGUCUAGUAUUUCGCCAACAUCAUCAGCCAAAACAACGCAGAAAGCGUCACUAACUACACCACUUCCAUUAACGAAUGCUCCAGAAACAACUGCAAGCGUGCUGGGGACGACUAAGGAAGUGUCAAAGAAAAGGCCAUCAACACCAUCAUCCCAGCCGUCGUUUACAACACUGACACCGGCGACUUCUGAAAGUAUUCCAAGUUCAGAUAAUAACACUCUCCCUGAUGCCAAUUCUCCAGGCUACAGCUUUCCUGUGCUUUGGGUAGUGGUCGGCAUAAUGUCAGGAAUAUUGCUUGUCCUGUUCAUCUCGGGCACUUUGCUGUUUUGCAGGUUCCGACAUCAAAAGACCUAUGAUGUUGAAGAAGAAGGAAUGACGUCCAUUGCUGCCUCUAUAAUCAGUCCUGAAGAAUCCAUGCCACAUAUCCAAAUGCUUAACCCCAUUUAUUGUGAUGACCCCGAAAUGAAGUCUCUUUCAAACUACGAACCACGUCCUCAUGACAACGUGUCUAAUGUAUCCUCCUCUAUUUCUGAAGAACCUAUUAGCUUGGAUCCCUCACUCAAGGAUGCUGAUCCUGUGUUAAACCGGGAUCAAACUGAGAUGAUGCAAACACUAGUCACUAAGCAGGGAAGGGAUUGCUCUAAGCGUAUGACGUAUUGCCCACCCGGUGGAAGGAAAGGUUCUACACAGGGACUUUAUCGAUUGUAAGGAAUUUUACAAGUCUACCAGGCAGAGGAGGGCAAUUUUAUUUGAACCCUAUAAUUGUGGCAUUAGACUUGUCUCGUGUAGGUCUGUUUGAUGGAAUAUGUGUAAUUUGGAAUUGAUGUUUAUUUAAACACUAUAGUCACUUUUGUCAUGGUGUGUUUGCACAACGGUGGAAGACAACCCAAGGUGACACAGAUUGAUAAAACAGCCGUGAAGUUGACAGAUCAGUGGAUAUUAACCUGGCGUUUGGUUCCUGAACCGUCAGUCGAUGGAUCUUGGUUCAGCUUACCUACUCACAGAGACAUACAGUGCCUCCAUGGACUGUCGGUGUCGUCGUAUUACUCCAGAGCUCAAGUCUUGGCAUUUGGUACGAAGGGAUCCUUGUUCACCUUACCUCCUCACAGAAAGAUAAAGCGCCAUCAUCCGGUGGUCAUCUUGUUGUCGCACUUUACAGAAGAGCUCCUGUUAUUUGGGACGAGGGGAUCCUGGGCCACCUUAUCUCCUCACGGAUGAGCAAUGCAGAGGACGCGCUUUACAAGAGUAUGGUUUCUGAAAGUUGAAACACAAAUGAAAGACUUGAAAUGAAACGGGGUUUAAACAGACCUUCUUGUGCCCCAAAUAGUAUUGGAAGCAAUGACACGAGAAAGCAAUUAUUUCCGUGAGGAUGAGGAUAUACCGUAAAUGGUCUGAAAUGCCGCGUUGCUGUACCCUUCUCGCUUUGGUACAUUACAUAAGUUUUGCUUUUUUCCUGUUGGCGACACCACGACAAUGUCCUUCUUGCUCUCUGCAUUACUGCUUUAGCGACAUGUUUUCUUGCUCUGAUUUUAAAUCAGUACAUUCGAUGCCUUUCGCGGGAGCUACUAUAUUUAUAUGUACAUAUUAAAUAUCCUAACAUAAGAUGGGGCCAUAUUAUUAAUCAUUAUAUAGUGGAAAGUAGUUCUUACGUAAAAUUAUAUAUGUACGGUAACUAUUUGUGUCAUACCAUUUUCGUACGAUGUUUUAUCACAUAUUUCAUGUGCCGACAGUUGCCAUUAUAUACUAAUAUACCCCUUGUACAGUGAACGUAAAUUUUACAAAAAUGAAAAGAAAUAAAAAAAAUAAUAUUUUUUUCAUUUGA